UAAGCUAAACAAACGAAUGUCGCCGCAUUCCGUUUGUGCGAAACCAUAACCUGGAAAGGAGCACGGCGUUAUCGUAUUCCCGGUUUGUGUUUUAUUGAUCAAACGAGUAUAUCAUCGGUUGAAUAGCAUAUUUUCCUUGCUGCCAAUAAGCAAAUUAAAGAGGUUUUAGCGACGGUUUAAAGCACGAUGACGGACGCUGAGAAGCUGGAAGUUCGGGAUAUAACCCGAAUCGAGCGAAUUGGGGCGCAUUCCCAUAUCCGUGGCCUCGGACUUGAUGAUGUCCUAGAAGCUCGAGCGGUUUCCCAAGGAAUGGUUGGCCAAAAGGAAGCCCGACGCGCUGCCGGUAUCGUGGUGCAAAUGGUGAGGGAGGGCAAAAUCGCUGGAAGAUGUAUUUUGUUGGCUGGCGAACCGAGUACUGGGAAAACGGCGAUAGCAGUCGCUAUGGCGCAGGCACUCGGUAACGAGACUCCGUUCACAAGCAUGUCUGCAUCGGAAAUUUUCUCACUUGAAAUGAGUAAAACAGAAGCGCUUUCCCAAGCAAUGCGCAAAAGUAUUGGUGUGCGUAUCAAAGAAGAAACCGAAAUCAUUGAAGGCGAAGUUGUAGAAAUACAAAUUGAUAGACCCGCAACGGGCACGGGGCAGAAAAUUGGAAAAGUCACUUUGAAGACCACCGAGAUGGAAACUAAUUACGACCUGGGCAACAAAAUAAUCGAAUGUUUUAUGAAAGAAAAAAUCCAAGCUGGAGAUGUAAUAACAAUUGAUAAAGCUUCCGGAAAAGUGAGCAAACUUGGUCGUAGUUUCACCAGAGCGAGGGACUAUGAUGCAACUGGUGCCCAGACCAGAUUCGUCCAAUGUCCUGAAGGUGAAUUGCAAAAGCGCAAGGAAGUUGUUCACACCGUCACUCUUCAUGAAAUUGACGUGAUUAACAGUCGGACUCAUGGAUUUCUGGCGCUGUUCUCGGGCGAUACAGGCGAAAUUAAACAAGAAAUCCGAGAUCAAAUUAACGGGAAGGUGAUGGAAUGGCGUGAAGAAGGAAAGGCGGAAAUAAAUCCUGGAGUAUUGUUUAUUGAUGAGGUCCAUAUGUUAGAUAUGGAGUGCUUUUCGUUCCUGAACCGAGCUAUGGAGAGUGAUAUGGCACCUGUCGUUAUAAUGGCUACCAACCGUGGUCAUACUCGAAUUCGUGGGACGAACUAUCGCAGUCCUCACGGCAUGCCUCUCGAUCUACUAGACCGCAUGAUCAUCAUUCGCACUGUUCCCUAUUCUGAAAAAGAAGUGAGGGAAAUUCUGAAAAUACGUUGCGAAGAAGAGGAUUGCGUGAUGAACAACGACGCUUUGACUGUCCUGACACGAAUCGCUUGUGAUACGAGUUUGAGAUAUGCCAUCCAGUUGAUCACGACGGCGAAUUUGGUAAGUCGAAGACGCAAAAGCACGGAAGUAACUGUGGAAGAUGUGAAAAAAUGUUAUGCGUUAUUUAUUGAUGAAGUGCGGUCAAGCAAGAUUCUAAUGGAGCUGCAAGAUGAAUAUAUGUUUAAUGAAAUAGAAUCAGAUAAAGCGAAAGAUAAAGAUUCGAUAAAGGGCAAAGGUAAAGACAAAGACGAGGAAAAGCCGGCCGAACCGAUGGAAUGUGGAGAUAAUUAGGUUAGAGAAUUACAUUCAUAUAACAGCAUUUUAUAUGCGAU
Molecule: messenger RNA, 1679 nt
Organism: Hermetia illucens (black soldier fly)
Lineage: Eukaryota; Metazoa; Arthropoda; Insecta; Diptera; Stratiomyidae
Gene: rept
Product: ruvB-like helicase 2
Exons: 3
Coding region: 187-1638 (483 amino acids)
Biological process (GO): regulation of transcription by RNA polymerase II; chromatin remodeling; box C/D snoRNP assembly
Cellular component (GO): NuA4 histone acetyltransferase complex; Swr1 complex; R2TP complex
Molecular function (GO): ATP binding; ATP hydrolysis activity; DNA helicase activity
Source: RefSeq, a predicted model, not a curated record